CAAGAACCGCUUGGCUUGACUGCUCUUCACGUGGGCGACUUCCUGGGGGCGGGGGGCCCCGAUCACGUCGAAGAUCAAGGUCAGCUGAUGGACGAAAUUUUUCCCAGGGAAGAGAGGCUUCCGUCCCAGCAACUCGGCGAAAAUGCAGCCGACAGACCACAUAUCCACUGCGUAGUCGUAGAGGCCGUCG
Molecule: messenger RNA, 190 nt
Organism: Nannochloropsis gaditana CCMP526
Exons: 1
Source: RefSeq, a predicted model, not a curated record